Messenger RNA from Uloborus diversus, 5035 nucleotides. RefSeq lists its product as uncharacterized. The transcript has 21 exons. Gene Ontology annotation, cellular component: dendrite; cytoplasm; postsynaptic density. Lineage: Eukaryota; Metazoa; Arthropoda; Arachnida; Araneae; Uloboridae. The coding region runs from base 191 to 4924 and encodes 1577 amino acids. Gene Ontology annotation, molecular function: actin filament binding. The record is from RefSeq and is a predicted model, not a curated record. Gene Ontology annotation, biological process: neuron projection development; calcium-mediated signaling; actin filament organization.
UUUCAAAUCGAUGUAAAAUAUGUUUACAACCUUUUUAAAGUGCCAAAUUUUCUCCUCAGAAUGAUGUGAGAAAAAAGGAAAAGCUGAAAGUAUCCUAGAAGUAGCAAGAUAUGUUAAAGAAUGAAGUUUUUUUUUCACUGUGAUAAAAGAAGUGUCAAUGACGUGAUAUCUGCAAAAAGCUUUUCGACCAAUGGCUGAUGUAGAUGCCCAGUAUCUAAAUUCCGAUAAAACUCGUCCAAUGUGGAUUGAAGGCAAGUCUCGGAUUGAACAGCAGUUUCUGAAAACAAUGAAAUCAAACUUUGAAGAAAAAGAAAAAAAUGAUAAACAUUCUACAAAGUCGGAAGGUUUUAGACCUAUGGGAACUAAAGUGAGCACUAUAGCACAUAUGUUUCAAACAUUGUCUCAGCAAAAAGUUGACAGUUGUACCUUACGAUCUCCAGUGAGUAAGGAUGCUCCAAAAGAUGAGCGAGUUCAUUCCCCUGAAAAUUAUAAACCUGAAAGGUCGUCUUCGUUACCAGCAUUUCCGAACUCAAAUUGUUCUUUAUCGCGCAGAGGUAGUCAUUUAGCACGGUUUAAUAACGCCAAAGCUAUGUUUGAAAAGUUAGAAAAAAACAAAAAUCCUAAGUUGAAGUCUUCUGAAGUUAAGAAUCGUUCCAACACUGCUCCGAAUUUAGAUUGCAGUAAGGGAAAAAGUGAUCUUGUCAACCAAACAGGCAAAAUACAUCAAACGUUUGGCCUUGAGAGAAAGCUGUCAAAUCAAAUUUCUAGUAAUGACAUUGGUAAAGAUUCUUCAUGUCAGUUGAAAACUGAUGAAAAAACAGUUCUAAAGGACAAGUUUUCAUCUAUUUUAAACUGUGAUAAGCCUGUUUCGCAUCCAACUCCUGCUAAAAAUGAUACCUUCAGCAAAGUUACUGCUGAAAUUUUGAAACCAAUAUGUCCUCCUCAGUUUUCUCGCAAAAUGGAUGGACUUUCAAAAACGGCAGACAACAAAACUAAUUAUCAAAAGGGUGAAAAAUCAUAUGUGAUAUUGCAAAAUGAAACAAACUCAAAUAGUUUUGUUUAUUCCCAGUGUAACGCGAAAACAGAUGUUUCUUCCAUGAGUUUCAACUCGCAACAAAGUGCAUCCAAGGUUCUAAAUUGUGAGAUUUCUUCUAAUGAUGUAACAAUAACCUAUGAUUCAGAGUCUAUAUCAUCCUCUUCUUCAUAUUAUGAUAUUCCACAUGAAACAGCCGAUAUAAUCGCUGAAAAUUCUAAGCAGAAAUCUUCUGUUUCUAGUAAUUCGGAUAAUGAAAAUAAUCUCAGAGAUAAUAAAUAUUUAAGCAGCAGAUCCCAAACUUCCAAUAAUGAAAAAUUAGACAACGUAGCACUACAUAGUGAAAAGGAGAAUGAAAGUAUUUUGAACUCUCUUAAAAAUUCUCCAGUAGUAAAUAACCAACCAUGUAAGGAAGAUUUAGCUAAGGACAAUAAAAAGUUUGAUGUCAUGUUAUCUGAAGAUAGUAAUGUGAGAGAAAAAGAUUAUAAAAAUAAUUCUGGUCACAGAUCUGAUAUGUCUAGUCUAAUUAACUCUAAAACUAAAAGCUUUGAGGAAAACAAUAGUGAAAAAGUUAUUUCUCAAAAAGAAACUAAUUCAAAUAAUAAUGCUUCUGUGCCAUCAUUGCUCGUGCAAGGUGAUUUUGUGUAUGAUAAUUUUCAAAAUGAUUUAGUGAGCAGUAUACAGUGUUGCCAGUCAUCGCCAGACAUAGAAAAAGUCAUUACUAUGAGUGCUGUAUUCCCAAAGACUGAUAAUUCUGUUAAAAUUUCAGAAUCCAACAACUGUAGCAAAAGUUUUCAAGGAAGUAUUUCCCAGUUUCAGGAAAAAGAUCAAUUCUCCAAACACGAAUCUCAAGUUUAUAGUGAUACAAUUUUUAAAGAACUGCAUGCCGAAUUGAACCAAAAAUAUGAGUAUGAAUUACCAGAAAAAACUCAUUUCAAGGAAUUGGAUAAUGUUAGUCAUCAGCCUUUAUUAAGUUAUGAGGAACAUUUGAAAGAAGGAUUGAAAGAGACUUUUGUUGAUGAUAUUCCUGCUGACGAGCAAUUUUCAGAUCCAAGUAAUGCUUAUUUCUUUCUGCCUGACAAAUUGCAUGAUGAAAGUUUUAGUGUUGUAGAUGAACAUUUCCCUUUUGUUCCUCCAUCGGAAUGGCCUAAAUUGAGAAAAAAUUUCCUCCCACCAUUUGCGGAUGAUCCAUUUCAAGGUAUUUCAUCCAAAGGAUCUGCAAAAACUGAUGUUAGUUUACAUGAUUCUGCUGGUGAAUCAUUAGCAGAAUAUCAGGAACAAGAUUUAGAAAUAAUUGAUGCAGAAUUAGAGGACUUGAAAACUUUAAAUACAUCAUUAAAAAAAAGUAACAACCAUGGAUUUGUUGAGCUUAUGACUCAGGACGAAGCUGAAAAACUUUUAAGUAAUAGUGAACCUCGUGUUUUGUUAAGUGAUGAAGAAGCCAGAGAAGUUUUACUCCUUUUAUCCCAAUCAGAUGAGAAACCAGAAGAAAAGUGCAGCACUGAAGAAAAUGCCCUUAAUUCUACAUUUACCCAAGAUACUUUCAAUUCUACAUUUACUCAAGAUGGGUCUAAAACAAGUUUCACACUAGAUGGUACACAAUAUCAUUUGUUAGAAGAUGGUCAUUACUAUUUUGAAUAUCCAGGCUUAUCACCUCCUGAGUUAGACGAGUCUGGGAGUUCAGAAAUGAGUGCAGAAAAUUUAAAUGCGUCAGACGAUCAAAAAGUUCCUCGUAAAAAAGCCAAAAUUCAUUUUAGUACCGACCCUAUUAAAGUUUAUAGUACUCAUUCCACUGAAGACUAUGAUCGAAGGAACGAGGAUGUUGAUCCAAUUUCAGCGUCAGCCGAGUAUGAAUUGGAAAAACGCAUUGAAAAAAUGGAUGUUUUUCCUGUUGAUCUAGUCAAAGGUCCUGAAGGAUUAGGUCUAAGCAUCAUAGGAAUGGGAGUAGGCGCUGAUGCUGGUGUUGAAAAAUUAGGAAUCUUUGUAAAAACUGUUACUCCAAAUGGAGCUGCAGAUAAAGAUGGACGGAUUAAGGUCAAUGACCAGAUAAUUGAAGUGGAUGGAAAAUCGCUUGUUGGUGUUACUCAAGCAUAUGCUGCCACUGUUUUGAGGAACACUUCUGGGCCUGUGAGGUUUGUGAUUGGACGGGAAAAAGAAGGGACUCAUAGUGAAAUAGCACAGCUAAUUUCUCAAUCUUUGAUAGCUGAUAAAGAGAGAGACACUGAUCCAGAAAAUGUUGAGUUUAUGUUCAAGAAUAAAGCUCAUUGUGGCAGUAUCUUAACUGAAGAUGAACUUAAGAAAGCUAAUGAAAAGUUACAGGCAAUGGAACAUAUGGAGCACGACUACAUUAAGUGGCUUGAUAUGGCGCAGUGCCAACUUGAAGAACUCAGUCUUAAUCUGCAAAAUGCUGAGCAAGAGCGGCUACAGUAUAAGACUGAAUUUGAAUCUGUUAAAACAAAUUAUAUAUUAUUAGAAAAAAAGUAUGCCAAAGCUAAAAGUUAUAUUAAAGAGUUCAAGCGAAGAGAAAAAGAGCUUAUACAAUGGCAAGAAUAUCACUCUCAGCAACUACAAGAGAAAGAUCAGGAAUACAACGCUUUAGUCAAAGUUUUGAAAGAUAGAGUCAUAUUACUUGAGCAAACCUUGCUAGAAACUCAGAAGUCUUCGGGUCUUCCCACCAGAUUACCUUAUAACACACCAUUAAAGCAAGUAGUUCCACAGUACAGAAAUGUUAUCAGUCCGCCAAAAUUUUUGCAUGUCCAAUGCCAUGAUUUAUCUGAUAGUGACAUAUCAGAUAGUGAAUUGCAAUCUCCUUUUAGUCCUGAUGAUGAUUUCUGUGAUAGAAGAGCUACAAUGGAGCGUAAAUCUAGCAGGGAUAAAUCAUUUGAUACUGCUAUUCCCCAAACCGAAUUACUUGACACAAGUGCUGCUAAGGCCAAAGCAGAAUUAGCGAAUAAAGGAAGUUUGGCAAAUCGCCAGCCACCUUCAAGUAAAAAGCAAACAUCUGCUGAAUCGCCUCCUGGGAAAGCUGCAGUGUAUGACAUAUUUGUGAAUUUUAUGGAAACCAAUCAUGUACAAGUAUCAGAAAUAAAUUCAACAAGCACAAGUGAGGUUGCUCUUAGUGAUUCGCAACUGGAAAAUGAUUUAGAGAUGGAAGAAAGUUUACUUGGUUGCUCUCCACCUCUAACAUUAAUGGAGGAGAUGAAAGCAGCUGUCGCAGCUCGGCAGGCACGAAUCAACUUGAGUUCAUCCUCAGAUGAUCAGUUUGAAAUGGAUCACGCUACACAACAGGCAAAUUCAUCUUUAAACCAACAACCCUUUUGUGACGUAUUUCCGGCAUUAAAUGAAGGUUUCAGCCGUGACGCAUCCCAAUCAAGGUCAUCUCUGCACUCAAACUCUAGUCAGAUGAAUUCUUCUUUGGCAUCUCAAGCACAGUUUUCUGACAUGUCGACAUCAGAGCAGUCCUUUUCUGUUAAUACUGGAGAUAGUUUAGCUUCACUUCUUUCCAAUGAAAGUGCCACAUCUGAAACUGCUGCUCAAGUUGCAAGUUCAGAGAACCUUGCAUCUCCAAUGAGCGAAGAAAAGCAAUUUCAAUCUCAUUUGUCUUCCCCGGUUCAUGAGUGGACUACUGAACAGGUUGCACUAUGGCUUCAGUCUCUAGGGUUUGAUCAUCAUGUGCCACAGUUUCUGGAGUCUGAUAUUACUGGCCAAAUUUUACUCCAAAUUGAUAGCUCUCGUUUAAAGGUUCUCGGUGUAUUAAGUAGUGCAGAAAGAAGUAUUAUAAAGAAACGAGUUAAGGAAAUGAGACUUCACCUGGAGAAAUUGCAAAAAAGUAUGGAAAAAGAACAAAAAGCUAAAGAGAAACUAUGGAAGAAGAAAUCAGGAAAAAAGUAAACUAUGUAAAUGUAUAUAAUAUAUAUAAGUUGUUCAUUUAUUUUUAGAUUUUUAAUAACUACAUUUUGUACAGAAUGAAUACUUAAAAUCUCAUGCACAGUGGAGUCAUAU